ACCUGCUUUCCCCACUCAGGAGUCAGGAUUCUUGAAUGGAUCAGUCCGAUCACACUCCCCCCCUAAUCUCCGAACGGGUCAUCGUCGACGGCACCGAGACGCCGGUGGCUCUGCUAGCCGACGGCAGACUGCGGUUGCCCAAUGGUGUUCCGCGGUGUUUACGUGUUGAUAAAGAGGUUCUCGGGUUUGUCACUGACGGUGCCAACAUCAAAAUCAAAACCAUCCUGGAAACCAACGAAGGCUGCUGCCGUGUUAAUAGAAAACUGGUUAGAAAGGAUAUCGUGCUUCAACCCCUGUCCCACGAAUCGCAGAGGCUCUGGUCUCAAAAGCUUCGUGAAUACCUUAGUUCCCUUGGUCGUCCUAAGAGACUAUUUAUUUUUCUUAAUCCAUUUGGUGGGAAGAAAACUGCCCCCAUAGUUUUUCGUGAUCAUGUGAAACCUCUUCUUGAAGAUGCUGAAAUCCAAAUCACAGUCCAAGAAACCCAACAUCAGCUCCAUGCAAAGGAAGUUGCUCGUGCCCUAGAUAUAUCUAAGUAUGAUGGGAUCAUAUGUGUUAGUGGUGAUGGAAUCUUGGUUGAGGUUAUUAAUGGACUGCUUGAAAGAGAUGAUUGGGAAACUGCCAUAAAGAUACCUAUUGGUGUAGUUCCUGCAGGUACGGGAAAUGGUGUGGCAAAAUCUCUUCUUGAUUUGGUUGGUGAUCCUUGCACAGCUGCUAAUGCUGCUCUUACCAUUAUACGAGGUCAUAAGCGAUCACUAGAUGUGGUUACAAUCAAGCAAGGGGAAAACAGAUUUUUCAGUGUAUUGAUGAUUGCAUGGGGGCUGGUGGCAGAUAUUGACAUUGAGUCUGAAAUAUAUCGAUGGAUGGGGAGUGCUCGUUUUGAUUUUUAUGCUCUCAGUCGAAUAUUCCAUUUGAGGCAAUACAAUGGACGUAUUUCUUUCAUGCCUGCACCUGGGUUUGAAACUUAUGGGGAGCCUAUUAGUUACCCUGCCAAAUCUACUAGCAGUGGCAACAACACUGCUUCUACUGAACCUAUCAAGUUAUGGAGGCUUAGGUACCAGGGGCCUGACAUCAACUUGGAGAAUUUGAGUUGGAGAGUUAUAACUGGACCAUUCAUUUCUCUCUGGAUGAACAAUGUACCUUGGUCUAGUGAACACUUGAUGGCGGCACCUGAAGCACAGUUCUCUGACGGUUAUGUGGACUUGAUCAUUAUCAAGAAAUGCCCAAGAUUACAUUUGCUGUCGGUGAUGUCUGAGAUGAGCAAUGGAGGUCAUGUGAGAUCUCCGUAUGUCAUGUACCUUAAGGUAAAAGCGUUGUUGUUAGAACCUGGACCACGCAUGGAGGAGCAAGAGAAGGGAGGGAUCAUCGAUGUAGAUGGUGAGGUUUUGGCAAGGGGAAAAGGAACUUACCAUUGUGAUAGAAAGACUUUGAUGACCUAUGAUCAACUUCAAGUGACUGUGGAUCAAGGUUUAGCUACUCUCUUUGCCCCUGUAUAAACAGCUUUUUAAUUCCACGGUUUAUUGUGUGUUGUUUUUGUUUGGGGCGGGGGUAAUUUUCCGAGUAAAAACUAACUUGGGAUUAUGUACGGUUGAAUAUGCAACUGUUAAUAUUUCUUCUGAAGUGUUAAUCUUGUGAAUUGGGGAUAUAUUGGCUGAUCGGUGUCUUAUUAAUAUGCGUGUUAUUACUCAUUAGAGAAUAUAACUCUUUCCCUCCAA
Molecule: messenger RNA, 1712 nt
Organism: Neltuma alba
Lineage: Eukaryota; Viridiplantae; Streptophyta; Magnoliopsida; Fabales; Fabaceae
Product: sphingosine kinase 1
Exons: 10
Coding region: 36-1493 (485 amino acids)
Biological process (GO): sphingosine biosynthetic process; phosphorylation
Cellular component (GO): membrane; cytoplasm; intracellular membrane-bounded organelle
Molecular function (GO): lipid kinase activity
Source: RefSeq, a predicted model, not a curated record